UUUGCGGGGCAGUUCGACACAUGGUUUGGUGGAGGACGGGGUCGUAUGCUUGUCUCUUGCUAGUGUGAAUCGGCUGGGGUCGCGGAGGGUAGUUGCAAUUUAUCAUGGGGAAGGAAGCAGUGCUGUUCCUGAUGCUCACUCAUUACACAGUGCGGCAUUGCAUGGGCUUCUCCCAGUCUGUGGAUAGCGAUUAUACGUUUACCCUACCUGCGGGGCAGAAGGAGUGUUUCUUUCAGCCAAUGAAGAGAGAUGCCACUUUGGAGAUAGAGUAUCAGGUCUUGGAUGGUGCUGGUUUAGAUGUGGAUUUCUCUCUAACGUCUCCAAAUGGUGAACUUCUACUGUCAGAGGAACGGCAAUCAGAUGGGGUUCACUCGGUAGAAACAAUUGACGGAGAUUACCAGUUCUGCUUUGACAAUUCGUUCAGCCGUAUGUCUGAGAAAGUGAUCUUUUUUGAAUUGAUUUUAGACCACUUGAAUGAUGAAGGAAACGAGCUAGAGGACUGGAAGAGUUAUAUUACAGGCACAGAUCUGUUGGACAUGAAGCUGGAGGAUAUCCUGGAAACUAUUAAUAGUGUGAAAGGACGAUUAACCAAAAGUGCCCAGAUCCAGACGCUACUAAAAGCAUUUGAAGCUCGAGAUCGUAAUCUUCAAGAGAGUAAUUUUGAAAGAGUGACUUUUUGGUCUGUUUUCAACUUGACAGUGAUGGUUGUGGUGUCAGCUCUCCAAGUCUAUAUGCUAAGAAGCCUUUUUGAGGACAAGGAAAAGUAGGCUCUGACAAACUAUGGCCAAGAAUUUACAACAAAAUAUUCUUUGAGUAGUUUUUAUAACCUCUCAGGGCUGGCAAGUACAAGAACCUUUUCCCCCCAAUCCCUGAUGUUUUACCAUUCAGAUAUUGGGGUCUCAAACAAAAUCUUGCCCCGAAGAGUAACUUGAAAAAAAUAUUCAAUGUUUACCAUUUUUUGUAUAUUGACACAGAAGUUUUGGUAUUAAUGCUUCAUUUGAAUUUAACAGUGGCAAAACGUUCCCUCAUUUCCAUAUUAUCUGCACCGGAAAGGUUUCUUUUGUCAUGCAGCAAUAACUUGCAGGAAUUGCAGAAAGAGAUUAGACCCAUAACUGACAUAUGCCCCCCCUCCCAUAUCGGCAAAGCCACUUGAGGCCUGUUCCCCACCUGAUGGAGACCCCAGGCAUUACUAGAAGGCUUGGGGAGCUUUACGAUGGAUUGUAAAAGGUCACUGUAGUACUAAUUUUAUUUUGUUCUUUAUUGCUGUGAAUUGUAAUGAGGUAAGUUUUAUUGUGAUUAUGCUAAAAACUGUUAAACUUUGAAAUUAAUAAAUGUUGAAGGGUUGUCACUAAUUUCAGUAAAAAAAUGAAUAUUGUAGUAUUCAAAGCUUUCUUUGUGAUUUAUGGGGAAUAGACUAUCGCCACAGUGCAGAUAUCUGCAUUGCAUGCUGAGUUCUUAUAACAAUAAACUGAAGUCUUGUCCUUUGCCAACACUAACUAGUUGAGAGCGGUCAUCUAGAAGAGCUAUGUUCAGCAGUUAUUUGAUAUAACUACCGAGCACUGCAUUAAAGGGGGGGGAAAGGGAUGUUUGGCUGAACUCCCAAAAUCCUUUGUAAAAGAUUUGGCCGAAUACUGAAACUAAAUAUGCAAAUUAGGGUGUCAAAGGGUUAAGCACAUUUUU
Molecule: messenger RNA, 1680 nt
Organism: Xenopus tropicalis (tropical clawed frog)
Lineage: Eukaryota; Metazoa; Chordata; Amphibia; Anura; Pipidae
Gene: tmed5
Product: transmembrane p24 trafficking protein 5
Cellular component (GO): cytoplasm; endoplasmic reticulum-Golgi intermediate compartment membrane; membrane
Source: RefSeq, marked validated